CCGACUUGUUUCAGUCGGUUACUAUGACCAUCACUAACUUUCCUAAAGAUUUACAAAUAAAAGUUUGACCUAGAAAAAAAAAUCAUAAUUUGUGUUGGUGUUUCAGCUCACAAGCUUGCCAAAUAAGUCGAACUUUUCUGAAAGAUUGUAGAACAAAAAAAAAAGGGUUUUAAAGUGCUGUUAAUUUAAUAAUCGUAGGAAAGUUCCAAAAAUGCCUAAGGUGGUAUCUCGCAGUAUUGUUUGUUCUGAUUCCAAGGAUCAGGAAGAAUACAACGAAGAAAAGCCAUUAAAUAUCUAUUAUUGCCUUUGUGGGAAAUUGACUCUAAUACUCGAUUGUACAAUUGAUAUCUUGCCACUUCGGCCAACGGAUGGAGCGCGUGUAAUUGACGGCAAGAAACAUGCACAUAAACUUGCUUUCCAGGAAGGUCAAGGCCUUUACAUAAAACGUGACAAAGGUUACGAACGGCAAUAUCGCCUCAAUUGUAAAUAUUGUAACCUGCCUUUGUACUACCGGCAUGAAGCUGAUUCCGAUGUCACAUUCAUCAUUCGAGGGUCGUUAGUUCGCAAGAAGAUGGAUAAUGCGUUAGAAUCGGAAGAAGUUACGACCGCAGAUUCAUGCAUUGAAGGGGUGGGUUUUGGUGCAAGCGAAAAAAUUAUGGUAACGCGGCAUACAAAGCACAUGGGAAAAUUUAGUUCGGUGACCGUCUCAACCAUUGAUGAGGAAGAAGAUGAAAUCGAAGCACGUGAAAUCGCAGAUAGUUAUGCCAAUAAUGCAAAAAUUAUCGAGAAACAACUACAGCGCAAAGGUGGUAAACUUACGGACAUGGCGUCAGCCCGCAAGACAGAUGAAGUUCCUCCGAUAAAGAAAGCGAGAGGAACAUUACUUGAUAUGUAAAAUGAUUUGUUUAAAAAGAAAUUCCGACAUCAAAAUAUCAAAUAUAUUUAUAUUUAUAUAACAAUAUUAUA
Molecule: messenger RNA, 966 nt
Organism: Anastrepha obliqua
Lineage: Eukaryota; Metazoa; Arthropoda; Insecta; Diptera; Tephritidae
Product: STING ER exit protein
Exons: 4
Coding region: 212-895 (227 amino acids)
Source: RefSeq, a predicted model, not a curated record